AUGGAGAAGACUCGCAAGGCAAUCAUAAUAGGCGCUGGACCUGCUGGCCUUGCAGCCGCCCUACGCCUCCAACAACAAACAAAUAUUACCUGCACACUUUACGAGCUGCGGUCCCAACCCACAACGCUCGGUGGCGCUAUUGGAAUCCAGCCCAACGGCUUACGCCUUCUAAGCAGACUGGGCGUCUACGAUGAAUUUGAAGCUCGCGGAUACAGCGGCACAAGCCUAACGUUACAUUCGCUUCAGGGACAUGAUGUCGGUUCCACAGAUAUGGUAGGCUGGGCACGUGAGAAAACGGGCUUCGGGUACCUCCGUAUCAAACGGAUGGAUAUCGUGGAGAUACUGAAAAACGCAGUGGAAAAAGCCAAAAUCCCAAUCCACUUUGGAAAGAGACUGGUCAAGACCGAGAACUUCGAGGAGGCGGGUGAUUCGGGAUCGAGAGCCGGUGUGAGGGUUACGUUCGAAGAUGGAAGUGUCGACGAAGCCGACAUACUGCUUGGAUGUGAUGGAAUUCACUCGUUUGUCCGACGCACCUACGUUGAUUCGGAGCAUGAGCCCGUUUACUCUGGUCUCUCGGGGCUUGGGGCCCUUGUUCCCAGCUCUGCUUUGUCGCCUGAGACUACAAAGCUAAUCAAUGGGCUUGAGGGCACGCUUACGGAGGAGGGGAUGUUGGCUGUGAAUCCCUGCUUGCCGAAUAAAGAGGAAAUGUUUAUGUUCUUCUCCAAGUGGGUUCCGCUCCCUGAUUCUGGGGAUAGUCGGGAUGGUUGGGAAGUACAUGGGAAGGAGGAGGUGGAUGGGUUCAAAGAGCAGCUUCUUAGUACACUUGAACAUGCACAAGGAGACUGGAGCAAUGCGCUUCGAGAGCUGGUGCAUGGUACUUCGUCUGUGAACUUUUAUCCUGUUUAUCGGCUGCCGCUCGGUGGGCGCUGGUCCAGAGGACGGUCUGUGCUUGUUGGUGAUGCUGCUCAUGCCAUGUCGCCACAUGCUGGACAGGGUGUCUCCAUGGCGUUGGAGGAUGUGUUUUUGCUUUCGAGACUACUUGCGGACCCCGAGAGAUCUAUCGAAGAGGUCUUUGAGAAAUAUGCUCAAAUCCGACGACCUAGGGUGGACGAGAUCUUCCAGAUGGCCGCGGAUAAUGCGGAGAUGAGGAAGAAGAGUACACCGACAGGGUUGUGGUUGAAGGAGCUGAAGUUCAGUACGAUGAUGAAUAUCUCUUGGGCUUUUGGUCUGGACAAGAAGGGAAUUAAGCAGGGGCAUUUGGUGUACGACAUUGAUGAGGCGGAGCUGUGA
Molecule: messenger RNA, 1290 nt
Organism: Penicillium pulvis
Lineage: Eukaryota; Fungi; Ascomycota; Eurotiomycetes; Eurotiales; Aspergillaceae
Product: FAD-dependent oxidoreductase
Exons: 2
Coding region: 1-1290 (429 amino acids)
Molecular function (GO): monooxygenase activity; FAD binding
Source: RefSeq, a predicted model, not a curated record